Molecule: messenger RNA, 2958 nt
Organism: Closterium sp. NIES-65
Lineage: Eukaryota; Viridiplantae; Streptophyta; Zygnematophyceae; Desmidiales; Closteriaceae
Source: the annotation of a GenBank genome assembly
AUGCUGGGGGCUGGCAAUAUGACAGAAGCUGACGUGGCAGGGAGUGUGGGAGCUGAUGUGGCAGGGGAGAGGCAGAAAAGUGAUGUGUGUGGGGAGAGGGAGAGGAGUGCGGCGGGGCAUGUGGCAGUAGAAGCGCAGUUGAGAAGCCUGGGAGAGGAGAUGGCGAUCUAUGAUGGUGACACACCCCAUGCUGCUCGGCGGGCCAUCCGAGGGCAGUCCCGCCUGAUCUUAUCGAAUCCCGACAUGCUGCAUGUCACCAUGCUGCCUGGCCACCGGGACUUCAUUCGUUUCCUCUCCAACCUGCGCUUCGUGGUGGUGGACGAGGCGCAUGCAUACAGGGGCGCGUUUGGCUGCCAUGCGGCUCUCAUCUUCAGACGCUUGCGCCGCCUGUGUGCUCAUGGUGGGUGGGCGGCACAUGCGUACAGGGACGCGUUUGGCUUCCAUGCUGCUCUAAUCUUCAGACGCAUGCGCCGCCUGUGUGCUCAUGGUGGGUGGGUGGGAUCGGCAGUUGGCUCCUGGCAUGAUACGGCUGGCAUGCCGUUGCAUCAUUUCCACUCCUGCAAACCUCCCCUUCCCCCUGCCCUUGGCCCCCUCCUUGAUCCACCACCAUCCCCUUUCCUCCAUCCUCCCAAACCAGUCUACGGCUCAGAUCCGAUCUUCAUAGUGUGCUCUGCCACGUGUGCGGAUCCCAAGGACCAUGUGCGAUCCCUGCUGGGUGUGGACGAGGUGACAGUGGUGGAUGGCAGUGACGAUGGCAGCCCCUGUGGUCGCAAGAGCUUUGUGCUCUGGAACCCGCCCAUCACCUUGCCGCCUGUGAGCAACCCCCUCUUGACCCCCACCCCAAGGAUCUCAGGUAGUACCGUAAUAGGGACCGCACCCCCUCUUCACCCCGCCUCUGCGGCGCGGCUCAAGGAGGCACAUGCCGCAGGUGCGUUGGAACUGCAGGUGCGUUGGGACUGCAGGUGCGGUGGGACUGCAGGUGCGGUGGGACUGCAGGUGCGGUGGGACUGCAGGCCUCUGCGCCGCAGCUCUCGAAGGCAGACGCCGCAGCUGCUGCAACCAGCUGCUGCAUGCGCACACGUGAUGAUGGCCAAGCGAGCCAGCCCCAUAGUGGAGUUGUCGCUACUACUAGCUGAGAUGGUGCAGCACGACUUGCGCUGCCUGGCCUUCUGCAAGACAAGGAAGCUGUCAGAGCUCGUCCUCACAUACACCAAGGAGGUGCUGCGGGAGAGAGCGCCCCAUCUGGUGAACACUGUGCUGGCAUACCGUGCCGGGUACACUGCUCAGGACCGGCGGCACAUAGAGCGGGAGCUGUUUCACGGGCGUCUCCGUGCCGUGGCAGCAACAAGUGCUCUCGAGCUCGGAGUGGACGUGGGGGCUCUCGACGCCACCCUGCACCUCGGCUUCCAUGGCUCCACCGCCAGCCUCUGGCAGCAGGCCGGCCGGGCAGGCCGCCGGGAAAAGGCCUCUCUCUCCAUCUACGUUGCCUUUGAUGGGCCUCUCGAUCAGUACUUCAUGGCGGCUCCUGAGAGGCUGUUCUCUCGGCCAAUCGAGCGCUGCCAGCUGGACGCAGAGAAUCCCCUGGUGAUGCGGCAGCAGCUGCAGUGCGCUGCGGCGGAGCUGCCGCUGCUGGAGGAUGUGGAUGGGAGGUUCUUUGGCCCGUCAUUGGCCGAGAGGAUUGCUGAGCUGGCAGGGAAGGGCGUGCUCGGGAGGAGCCCGGAGAAUCCCGAGGUGGACCGUAGUUGGAGGUACAUUGGGGAGGGGAGGCGGCCGGCGCAGUUUGUCCCGGUGCGGGCGAUCGACCCAAACACGUAUGCGGUGGUGGAGACGAGGACAGGGAGGGUACUGGAGGAGAUUGAAGAGAGCAAGGCCUUCUUUGUGCUGUACGAGGGUGCAGUGUACCUGCAGCAGGGGCGAACCUUCCUGGUGACUUCCCUGGAUCUGGAGAAGCGGGAGGCACGGUGUGUGCGAGCGGAUGUGCGGUAUUACACCAAGACGAUUGACAUGGUCACUGUGACAAUAAAGGGGGGCACUCUGGCUUUUCCAUACCCACACAUGCCAUCAGCAAAGCCUGCUUCAGCUCCUACUGAUAUGAUGUCAGCACACACAGUGCUCAACGAGGCGAUGACCUCAGCAGCACAUGCAGCAGCACCCUCUGAGCCAAUGACGUCAGCACACGUGGCAAAAGGCAGUGUGCUGACAACAGCACAGACAGCGCCGUGUGAGGUGACGGCUCGGUGGACUGGUUACCGCAAGAUGUGGCGCGGGUCAGGAGAGCCGUUUGAAACGGUUGAGAUGACACUGCCAGAUGUAACGUACGCCACCCAGCAGUCACUGCAGUCGCUCACUCGCAUGCUGCGUUUCCUCAUGCUCGGCAUUCAAACCGUCUCCGUCUCACUCGCACUUGCAUCUGUGGGGGCGUGGGGCGGGCAGGCAGUGUGGGUGGGCGUGGCGGGCGGGACAAAGGCGGCAGUGGAGGCAGCAGGAAGUGACUACCGUGCCAGUCUGCAUGCUGCCGCUCAUGCCCUCGCCAACAUGGUGCCCCUCUUCCUAUCCUGCAUGGCAUCGGACAUGGGAGUGGAGUGUGCAUCGCCCUACGACUCGCGCUUCUUCCCCCAGCGCCUCCUGCUCUACGACAAGCACCCGGGAGGGAUAGGCUUGGCGGUGCAGGUAUGUCCGAUAGGCAGAGGGGAAGAUACUCCAUUUAUCCACCGCCCCUGCUUUCACCGCUCACCCUACGACUCGUGCUUCUUCCCCCAGCGCCUCCUGCUCUACGACAGGCACCCGGGAGAGAUAGGCUUGGCGGUGCAGGUAUGUCCGAUAGGCAGAGGGGAAGAUACUCCUUCUAUCCACCGCCCCUGCUUUCACCGCUCGCCGAACGACUCGCGCUUCUUCCCCCAGCGCCUCCUGCUCUACGUCAAGCACCCGGGCGGGAUAGGUCUGGCAGGGCAGGUAUGA